Messenger RNA from Corylus avellana, 1866 nucleotides. It is a transcript of the gene OZS1, whose product is annotated as C4-dicarboxylate transporter/malic acid transport protein. The record is from RefSeq and is a predicted model, not a curated record. Gene Ontology annotation, cellular component: membrane. NCBI's taxonomy places the organism in Eukaryota, Viridiplantae, Streptophyta, Magnoliopsida, Fagales, Betulaceae. Gene Ontology annotation, molecular function: voltage-gated monoatomic anion channel activity. Gene Ontology annotation, biological process: stomatal closure; transmembrane transport; intracellular monoatomic ion homeostasis.
AUGGAAAGAACGGCAACUUCUCCUACUUCUCUUGAAACCCACUUUGUAGAUAUCCAUGAAGUGUUACUAGAAGAAGAAGAUGAUGAUGAUGAUGAAGAAAAGAAGGGAACAAACAGAAGGGUAGACAAAGCUGAUCAUAAGCGUUUGAACAGACCCAUCAAAGUUAGAGACCCCAAGAGGCCACAUAGGGGUUUAAACAGGCAAGUUUCGUUAGAGACGGGUUUUUCAGUGCUGCUCAAUCGAGAGUCUAAGGCCAAAGAAGAGAAGAGGGUUCUUUCCAGAAGUGGACGAAGUUUUGGAGGGUUUGAUUCGGCCAAUAGGAUUGGUUUUGAAGGUCGUAAAGGAGACUUCAGUAUUUUCAAGACGAAAGCGACUCUGAGUAAGCAGAAUUCUUUGUUGCCAUCAAGAAAGGAGAGGGAAGUGGAGCCUCAAAGGACUGAUCCAUCUUCCGGGCUUGAUGAGUCUGUCAAUCAAAGUGUUCCUGCAGGAAGAUACUUUGCUGCUCUGAGAGGACCUGAGCUAGACCAAGUCAAGGAGGAUGAGGAUAUUCUCCUUCCCAAAGAUGAGAAGUGGCCCUUCCUCCUUCGCUUCCCAAUUGGAUGCUUUGGUAUUUGUCUCGGACUUAGCAGCCAAGCUGUCCUAUGGCGUGCCCUGGCAACAAGCCCUGCUACAAAAUUUCUCCAUAUUACCCCAUUAAUCAACCUUGGCCUCUGGCUAUUAGCCCUUGCAGUCCUAAUCUCCGUCUCCUUCACCUACAUACUCAAAUGCAUAUUCUACUUUGAAGCCGUCAGAAGAGAGUACUUCCACCCUGUUAGGGUUAACUUCUUCUUUGCCCCUUGGGUCGUCUGCAUGUUCCUAGCCCUUGGUUUACCUCCCAUGCUAGCCCCCAAAACCCUACACCCUGCCAUAUGGUGCAUCUUCAUGGCUCCGUAUUUCGUGCUUGAACUCAAGAUCUAUGGCCAGUGGCUUUCCGGCGGGAAGCGACGGCUUUGUAAGGUGGCGAACCCCUCUUCUCACCUCUCGGUCGUCGGCAACUUUGUCGGUGCUAUCUUAGCUUCCAAAGUGGGAUGGAAUGAGGCUGCCAAGUUCUUGUGGGCGGUAGGCUUCGCACAUUAUCUUGUGCUGUUUGUGACGUUGUAUCAGAGAUUGCCCACCAGUGAAGCAUUACCUAAGGAACUACACCCUGUGUACUCCAUGUUUAUUGCUGCUCCAUCUGCUGCAAGCCUUGCUUGGCAGACAAUCUAUCAAGAGUUUGACGGGUUGUCAAGGACUUGCUACUUCAUCGCCUUGUUUCUUUAUGUCUCCCUGGUUGUGCGAAUCAACUUUUUCACAGGCUUUAAGUUUUCCGUGGCAUGGUGGUCUUACACGUUCCCCAUGACAACAGCUUCGGUGGCGACCAUCAAGUACGCAGAGGAAGUCCCUUCAGUUCUAAGCAAGGGCCUUGCACUUACCCUUUCUUUCAUGUCAUCGGCAAUGGUGUGCGUUUUGUUCAUUUCCACCCUUCUUCAUGCCUUUGUGUGGCACACACUGUUUCCAAAUGAUUACGCCAUCGCCAUAACAAAGAGACGACUUGUCAAAGAGAAGAAACCCUUCAAAAAAGCCUAUGACAUUAAGCGUUGGACAAAGCAGGCUCUAACGACCAAGCACAAUUCAGUAAACAAGGAUUCUGAGAAAAUGGGAUAGUUAAUGACACCAUAGAAACCAUAUAGAAAACUAGUUUGGAACAAUUAAGCAGAUAGUUUUAGUGCCUUUUUCUUUAUUUAGCUUUGCAAUACUUGCGCUUUUCAAGCCAAUAAUAGACAUCCAACUAGAUGGAAAACUGUGGUUUUACUUUGAUCACGAUCUAAAAUUAAUGUCAAUUAAGAA